This is a messenger RNA of Oncorhynchus keta (chum salmon), 3314 nucleotides long. Its product is annotated as rhodopsin kinase grk7a-like. Lineage: Eukaryota; Metazoa; Chordata; Actinopteri; Salmoniformes; Salmonidae. The transcript is spliced from 4 exons. The record is from RefSeq and is a predicted model, not a curated record. Gene Ontology annotation, biological process: signal transduction; regulation of signal transduction; protein phosphorylation. Gene Ontology annotation, molecular function: rhodopsin kinase activity; ATP binding. Gene Ontology annotation, cellular component: cytoplasm. The coding region runs from base 115 to 1776 and encodes 553 amino acids.
UGCACACACACAGACACGCACACUCAGAAAGCACACUGCACAGAGCAAGCGAUCCUAAGGAACUGCUGAAGAACCCAGUCACGUAGGGGGGAUAGACCAGACAAAGCCACCAAGAUGUGUGACAUGGGGGGAUUGGAUAACCUGGUGGCCAACACGGCCUACCUGAAAGCCCAGGGUGGCGACGACAAGGAGAUGAAAAAGCGUCGUCGGAGUUUGUCACUGCCCCUGGCCGAGCAGUGUGCCACCAUCCGGACUACCAUUGAUAAGAACUUUGAGUCGCUCUGUGAGAGGCAGCCAAUCGGCAAGAAGUUCUUCCGGCAGUUCCUGACUGCUACCCCAGAGUACAUCAAUGCCGCUGAGUACCUGGACGAGCUGAAUGACUGGGAUCUGGCGGAAGGUGCUGACAAGGAUAAGCAGAGGGCGAACAUGAUGAAAAAGUUUUGCAAGGCCGACUCCAAUAACUUUCUGACCUACCUCACUGGGGAGGUAGCCGACAAGUGUAAGGCAGUGACGGACAAUGACUUUGACGAAGUGAUGAAUGUCAAGGUGAAGGAAGCCACACGGGAGUUUCUGAAAGACAAGCCCUUCACGGACUACCAAACUAGCCCCUUCUUUGACAAAUUCCUGCAGUGGAAGGAGUACGAGAAGCAGCCCAUCAGUGAUAAAACCUUUUAUGAGUUCAGAACUCUGGGUAAGGGAGGUUUCGGAGAGGUAUGUGCCGUACAGGUGAAGAACACAGGCCAGAUGUACGCCUGCAAGAAGCUGUGCAAGAAGCGCCUGAAGAAGAAACAUGGUGAGAAGAUGGCCCUGCUGGAGAAGCAGAUCCUGGAAAAGGUCAACAGCCUGUUUCUUGUCAACCUGGCCUACGCCUAUGACACCAAGACCCACCUGUGCCUUGUCAUGACCCUGAUGAACGGCGGUGACCUCAGGUAUCACAUCUAUUACGUCAGUGAGAAGACCAAGGGUAUCGAGAUGCCACGUAUCAUCUACUACACAGCGCAGAUCUGCACAGGCAUUCUUCAUCUGCAUGAAAUGGAUAUCAUAUAUCGUGACAUGAAGCCCGAGAACGUGCUGCUGGACAGCUUUGGCCAGUGCCGACUCUCUGAUCUGGGUCUGGCCGUGGAGCUACCUGCUGGAAAGACCAUCUCCCAGAAGGCUGGAACCGGAGCAUACAUGGCCCCUGAGAUCCUGAACGAAGUUCCCUACAGGACAUCGGUGGACUGGUGGGCGCUGGGAUGCAGUAUUUACGAGAUGGUGGCUGCCUACACCCCGUUCAAGGGUCCCGAAUCCGGGAAGCAGAAGGUGGAGAAGGAGGAGGUGCAACGUCGCAUCUGCAAAGAGGAACCCCCAUGGGAGCACAAGAACUUUGACGCGCCCACCAAGGCCAUCAUCCAGGAGUUCCUCAAGAAGAAUAUUGAUGAACGCCUGGGCUGCAAGGGAGGAGGUGAGGACCCCCGUAAGCACGAGUGGUUCAAGUCCAUCAACUUUCCUCGUCUGGAGGCUGGUUUGAUCGACCCCCCUUGGGUGCCCAAGCCCAACGUGGUCUAUGCCAAGGACACUGGCGACAUCGCUGAGUUCUCCGAGAUUAAGGGCAUUGUGUUCGACGCCAACGACGAGAAGUUCUUCAAGGAGAUUGGCACGGGAGCCGUGGCCAUUCCGUGGCAACAGGAGAUGAUCGAUACGAACCUGUUUGACGAGCUGAACGACCCCAACAGGAAAGAGUGUGCUGGGGGUGAUGACGGGGAGGGGAAGUCUGGCACGUGCACAUUGCUGUGAACAGUCAAACCUGGCACAUAUAUACACCGAAACAUGGCACCAAUACAUCAACUGAUUCGCUCAUGUUCUGUAAAAUUCUUGUAAAACAUUACACACAGAAAUAAUUGAACAAAAUGCAUCGGAGAACCACAAGAGAGAGAUGAGGUAUCCUUCACUGGACCUGGCCGAUUUCCAUUGGUUUUAGUAAUAUGGGUUGAAAGUUCCCUGAGCUUCCAAACACAUAGGAGAGUAAAGGUGGCUUUACCAAGAUUGGUAUUGGUAGUCUCUUCAGAUUGGUAUUGGUAGUCUCUUCAGAUUGGUAUUGGUAGUCUCUUCAGAUUGCAGAUACUCCCAGAUGUUUCUCAUGAUGUAUUCGUGCCCUCCUGGCCAACAGGGGUCGUAAGAUUAAAAUAUAACAAAUUCAUAUUGUGGAUAAAACAUUUUUUUAAAUGAUUAAUGGAUAAACACAGGCCUCUGUUUACAUACAGCCUGCAUCAGAAAGAUGUGUGUAUGUAGACUGCAGUGCUAGCCCUAGGCCUGAAACCUAGGCAUUGGCCACAAUGGAGCACGGUAUGCUGAAUUUACUAGUUUUGGAAUAUGGAAUAUCUCAUUCUUGAUUGUGUUCCAUUAAUUGAAUUUGAUAGAGGCCACAUUUUAUUCAACCGUCCCCCCGUCCCGUCCCCAUCCCCCUGUCCCGUCCCCCGUCCCCCCGUCCCCCCGUCCCGUCCCCGUCCCCCCCACCGAGAUUCCUUUUGUCUCUCUAAAGGCAGAGGUGAUAACUAUUUUUUGUUGUCAAAUAUUUCAAGAGAUCAAUGUCUGUAUGGACACAUCACCUUUUUAGAAAUUACACCUGGAAGCGAUCAGAAGAAAAUAAAUAAUAUUUCAACAUCAGAAGUUAUUUCAAAACAAAAUGUGGCAGAGAUUUUACUAACCUUUAGUCGAUCACUAAAUUUCCAAGCAGAUGCACUUUACAAGCUAGCAUCUAGUUUUAUUUCAAAACGAUGUUGUAUAUGAAUAUAAAUAUGUAUAUCUAUGCAUUGACAUGGGGAGAAAUCCACAGAUUAGGUGCUAGUCAGGACUUGAUGAAUGCUCAACUCUCAUUGGGCUGUGAAGGUUCUAUGCCCUGGUUUCUCAGGAGAGAGGAAUGGAAUGUAGAGAAAAUCCAGUGGGAUUCUAUAUUCGAAGAUUGAACAUUGAGAGGAGUUGGGCUUGGCCAACAAUGUGUUCCUGUACCAGGAAUAUCUAUUUCUCCCUCCCCCCAAUGCUUCCAUUCAUGUGAUUUGUCUGAAGUUCGAGAUACAUGUACAAAUCUAAAGUUAGAAUCUAGUUAGCUUGCUAGCUUUCAAAACUUUUAACAAAGAAAAUCACAGUUCACUUGUUUGUUGCCUCAGGGUUAAGACUUAUUUCAUAUAAUAAUAAUAACAAUAAUAUAUUAUUAUUAUAUAACUUUAAAUGGGCUAAUUUUAUUAUAUUAUACUAUGAAUAUCAAUAUCAUAAACAUACUUGUAAAUAUAAUUUGAGAGGAAAACAUUACAUAUGCUACUCUAUGUCAGUCAUUU